UGGACAUGACUCUCCAGUCGGCCUUAUUGGAUCUUCAGUGUCCUGCGCCGACGAAACCUUUGUCACUUCAACGCCUCAUGAAGGCUUUUUACCGCAUGCGGUAACAGACACCGAGGUGACGCCUCGAUUGCUCCAAAGGAGGAUACCCCUUGGAGCAUCGAGAUGAUCCGCGCCCUGAGUAGCAGCAUCGAUGCCCAAAAGGAACGGACAAGGCUCUCAUAUCGUUCCUUCCAUCGUUCCGCCGAGCCGUCGGAGCCUUGUUGCGUUGUCCCCAUGCUGUCACGAGCUUUGAAGUCCAACGCCACGUCUAUCUAUCUCCUGGACAUUCUUCUUGCUGACGACGCACAAAUGUCUACCAUCAGUUCCGAGAAGUCUGAAACGAAGGAGGUCGCUCACAUAAACGAUCUCAGCCGUGACCAAAAUCCGGCCUCAAGCUCGCAUGGCAGCCUUGAGCUCGAGCAGCUUCAUGCUGAGGGUGACGGAGAGGAGCCUGUGUACGCGACUGGAUUACGUCUGGUGAUGAUUAUGACAACCAUCAACUUGAGUUCCCUCAUCGCAUCUUUGGACUUGGGCAUUGUCGCUACCGCAAUCCCCAAAAUCACCCAAGAAUUCCACGGACUCAACUACAUUGAAUGGUACAGCUCCGCCUGUUUCCUUACCGUCGGGGUGACCUCUGCCAUGUGGGGCAAGAUGUACAAGUACUUGCCCGCUCAAUGGACCUACAUGAGCGCGCUUGGCAUCUAUCUCGUCGGCAGCAUUGUCGCCGCCUCGGCUCCCAAUAGUAUCGCUUUGAUUGUUGGCCGUGCUAUCCAAGGCUGGGGAUGCGCUGGUUGCCUCAGCGGCUCCGUCCUGAUCAUCAACUAUACCGCCGCGCCUAGCAAACGCCCCUUGCUUAUCGGCAUGUGGAUCGGUGUCUUUAUGUGUGCAACUAUCCUCGGUCCUGUGCUCGGUGGUGUCUUCACCACAGAAAUCACGUGGCGUUGGUGCUUCUGGAUCAAUCUUCCGGUUGGUGGUCUUGCCAUCGCCCUGCAACUCAUCUUCUUGCGCAUUCCCAAGCACAUCAAGACACCUCAGGCGAGUUGGAAGGAGAUUCUGUUGAACCUCGACUUCCCAGGUGCCGGCAUUCUGCUCGCCUCGUUGGUCUGCUUCAUCUUGGCUCUCGAGUGGGGCGGUGUUACCAAGCCAUGGUCCAGCGGCUCGGUCAUUGCCACGCUGGCACUGUGGAUCGUCCUCACAAUUGCAUUCUUCGUUGUGGAGUAUGUCCAAGGCGAGCGUGCAGGAAUGCCAUUUCGGCUGUUGAAGCAACGCAUGAUCUGGGCCAACGCUCUCUACGCAUAUAUUACCAAUCUGGCUAACUUCCAAGUCCUUUUCUACCUUCCCUACUAUUUCCAAAGCGUCAAGGGAAAGACGGCCAUCAUCAGCGGUGUGUACACCCUUCCAUUUCUGGCGCUCUAUGCUGUUGGCGCAAUGGCUAGCGGCGCUCUCCUGGGCAAGACACGCAUGAUGCACCCUUUCAUGGCCAUGAGUGGGCUGUUGGCUGUCGUGGGCGCGGCCUUGUUUUACUCCAUGGAUGUCAACACCUCUCAAGCUUGGUACAUUGGCGCUCAGAUUCCAUUUGGUCUCGGCAUUGGCCUUGCAAACCAAGUCCCCGUGACUGUAGUGCAGGCUUUCACCGACCCCGCCGAUGUGGCCAUAGCGACCGCAAUUAUCUUCACCUUCCAAACCAGUACCGGUGCCUACUUUACGACUGCAGCGCAGUCCAUCUUCGAAAACUUGCUGCUGCAGUCGCUGACCAAGAACGCGCCGGAUGUCGACAUCGCCACUGUCUUAGCUGCCGGCGCUUCUGCACUUGACAAGAAGUUCAGCGGCGCUCAACUCAGCCAAGUCAUCCAUGCGUAUACUCAGGGGAUUCAAGGCGUGUUCGCCUUCAGCAUUGCCGGUGCCGCGCUGACGGUCUUUCUAACGUUUUUGGUUCCGUUCAAGAGAUUGCCCAUCUUCGCAGAUAAGGCGACGCAAGAAGCCGGUCCGAGCGAGAAGGAGUCGGUUGUGGAGGUGUAGCCAAGCCGUGGCCAUGUAACGAGGGAAUUGGGAACUCGCAUGUCCGUCACCUUGACGAAUGCGUCAAACGACGACAGCUCGAACUGGCCUGCUCAAAAUGAUAGAUUUUCGUGGCCUCAGUAGAGUAAUAUAAGUAGAUUGGGUUAGAACGGCGACGAUGUCAGCACCAUUCACGAUAGGCUGCUGAUCUUCCAUAAAGCCACAAAAUACGGGGCUGACAAUAAGAACAGUCUACACUGUCCUCAUCGCAGAGGC
Molecule: messenger RNA, 2313 nt
Organism: Neohortaea acidophila
Lineage: Eukaryota; Fungi; Ascomycota; Dothideomycetes; Mycosphaerellales; Teratosphaeriaceae
Product: permease of the major facilitator superfamily
Exons: 7
Coding region: 163-2058 (631 amino acids)
Biological process (GO): transmembrane transport
Molecular function (GO): transmembrane transporter activity
Source: RefSeq, a predicted model, not a curated record